Molecule: messenger RNA, 585 nt
Organism: Theileria equi strain WA
Lineage: Eukaryota; Apicomplexa; Aconoidasida; Piroplasmida; Theileriidae
Exons: 3
Coding region: 1-585 (194 amino acids)
Source: RefSeq, a predicted model, not a curated record
AUGCAAGAUGGCGACACAUUACCCAGAAAGCAUCCUAGACGAAAUUUGGCAGCCACUGAACAAAAUGAUCAGAGCAGUGCCAGUCAGGAUGUAAGCUCUAGCACCCUUCCAAUGGAAUCGCAAUCCACUAUAAUACCCUCUGACGGGGCACCACCUUCUAUUAAUGGAAAAAGAGCAAUAGACGUGAGAAAUCGCCAUCACAAGGACAUUUGGGUCGCCAUGAAGAGGAGGGACUCCCUUUCAUUUGAGAGACAGUGUAAACUUCUGAGAACAUCGGGUGUAGAGUUGGACGGUGUAAGCUACACUUUGAUGAUAAACGGGACUCUGAUAUUCAGCAAGAAAAACGACAUUCAGCAGCCACUGCUCAUGAUUGAGGAGAUGAAGGAGGCUGGAAUACAUCCCUCUUUAAUUCGCUUCCUGGCGCGUCUAAUUGUCAUGUACUUUGAAAUGUGGUCCCUCAAUUCCCGUCCCAUAAUUUCAAAUUGGCUCGCCAUCACGAGAUCGUCCUGGCUCAGCGCAGUUUUUGUAACCAGAAGGACGAACAAGUGUGAUGAGAAUGCACUUGUCAAGAGUGAUGAAUGGUAG